GAGGAGCGAGAGAGAGAGAGGGAGAGGAGGGAGCGGGAGAUAGGUGGAGAGAGAGAGCUCGCGAAAAUUGAAUACAUGUAGAAUAUUUAUAUUUCUAGGUGUAUUUCUCCCAGAGAAGCCGCAAAAAGGAUACCUCGAGGGGAAUGAUGUGAAGAGAAUGGAGGGCCGAAAGGAGAGAGGGGGGACAGGCGCGUGAAAAUACAGCUUUCUUUGUGCCCUCUCGUUUGGCCUCCAUGUUUGUUGCCAUGGUCACAGUACCCACGCUGUCUCUGCUAUUGGCCCUGGUAGAAUGGGCGGGUCAGACUAGCUCCUCCCCUCAUCUCUUGCUCCGGCCCCGAGAGCGUGAACGGGACCCGGUAGCAUCAAUGCACUUCAACAUCGCAGUGAUCCACGCCGGCUCAACCGUUCAACAAGGGGAAGCAGGGGCUGCAGCAGCUGCGGGUCGGGUGCCGUACCCAGGUUUCGGACGUGUUCACAGCAGCUUUGGUGAGAGCGUCGUCACCCAGUGGGGAUCCGCAAACGUAAUCUGGCUUCAGGUUAAUGACAGCAGUCCCAGGACGUUACUCUCUCAGCUGUGUGACCUGCUGGCAGCCAGACCCCUUCAGGGACUAGUGUAUGAAGAUGAGAGACCCCUUCCGCUGGCCUCCGGCCCCCUGGCCCCCAUGCUGGAGUUCGUUUCAGCCCAGACCGGCCUCCCCAUCGUUGCUGUGGGAGGGGGAGCGGGUCUGGGCAGGGUACCACAGGAGACCGGCUCAAUCUUCCUACAGUUCAGCUCUUCCACCGCACUCCAAUUGGAGGUGAUCUUUGAGGUGCUGGAGGAGUACGAUUGGACGGCCUUCUCAGUGGUGUCCACACGUCACCAUGGCUACCAGGACUUCCUGUCAAUAGUGGAAGGUUUGACUGACGGGUCAUUCAUCGGCUGGGAGAAGAAGAGCGUAGUAAUGUUGAAUUUAACCGAUGACCCAGGAGGAGCGCGAGCACGACGGCUCUUGAAAGAGAACGAAGCACAGGUGCGGUUGUUGUACUGCUCUCAGGAGGAAGCAGAACAGGUGUUCCAAGCUGCUUGGGCAGCUGGUCAGGCCAGUGCCUCCCACAUAUGGUUUGCGGUGGGUCCAGCUCUGUCCGAGCUGGGCCUGACCGGACUACCCAAUCGCCUUUUUGCAGUCAGACCGCAGGGUUGGAGGGACGAGCCCCGCAGACGUAUCGCCCGUGGGGUGUCCAUCCUUACCCACGGAGCUGUUGCGUUGCGCAAGGACUAUGGAGCCACUGGAGGUCCACACUUUGUCACUAACUGCCAGACGGAUGGCAACAGAACACAGAGGAUUCGCGGUAGAAUGAAGUAUUUCAGUAACAUCACUCUUGGUGGGCGGGACUAUUCGUUCAAUAACGAGGGCUACCUGGCCAAUCCCUUUCUGGAUGUCAUCUCCUACACGCCUGGGAGUGGCUGGGAAGACGUAGGAUGGUGGGAGAACGGGGUGUUACGUCUGAGAUACCCUGCUUGGUCUCGCUAUGGCCCCUUCCUGCAGCCGCCCGAUGAUGCCCAGCACCUGAGGGUUGUGACCCUGGAGGAGCGCCCCUUCGUUAUCGUGGAGCUUGCAGACCCUGCCUCUGGAACCUGCAUUAGGGACUCUGUGCCAUGCCGGCGGCCUCUUAAUGCCAGUGCACUUCAGGAAGGGGUGGCACCUAUGAAACAGUGCUGCAAGGGAUUCUGCAUUGACAUUCUUAAGCGAUUGGCCAGAAUUGUUGGCUUCACCUAUGACCUCUACUUGGUGACCAAUGGGAAACAUGGGAAAAAGAUUGAUGGUGUUUGGAACGGGAUGGUGGGAGAGGUUGUGUACAAGCGGGCAGACAUGGCGAUCGGCUCCCUCACUAUUAACGAGGAAAGGUCAGAGGUCGUGGACUUCUCUGUGCCGUUUGUAGAGACGGGAAUCAGCGUCAUGGUCUCUCGCAGUAAUGGAACUGUCUCUCCCUCUGCUUUUCUUGAGCCGUACAGCCCUGCUGUGUGGGUGAUGAUGUUUGUUAUGUGCCUGACCGUGGUGGCAGUGACGGUUUUCAUCUUUGAGUUCUUCAGUCCAGUGGGGUACAACCGCAGCCUUCAGAGUGGCAAGAAGGCCGGAGGUUCUACAUUCACAAUUGGGAAGUCAAUCUGGCUUCUUUGGGCGCUAGUCUUUAAUAACUCCGUUCCAGUGGAGAACCCCAAAGGAACUACUAGCAAGAUCAUGGUUCUUGUCUGGGCUUUCUUUGCUGUCAUCUUCCUGGCUAGCUACACUGCCAACCUGGCUGCCUUCAUGAUCCAAGAGGAAUACAUUGACACUGUGUCUGGCCUCAGCGAUAAAAAGUUUCAGCACCCCACAGAGCAGUACCCCCCUCUGAAGUUUGGAACGGUCCCUAACGGAAGCACAGAGAAAAACAUCCGUAGUAACUAUCCAGACAUGCACCAGUACAUGAUCAAGUACAACCAGAGAAGUGUGGAGGACGCCAUCUCCCACCUCAAGUCUGGUAAGCUGGAUGCCUUAAUCUAUGAUGCAGCCGUGUUGAACUACAUGGCUCGUAAAGAUGAAGGCUGCAAAGUAAUGACCAUCGGCUCAGGGAAAGUAUUCGCCACAACUGGUUACGGCAUCGCCCUGAUCAAGAACUCCCGCUGGAAACGGCCAUUGGACCUGGCCUUACUGCAGCUGGUGGGCGACGAUGAGAUUGAGAUGCUAGAGCGUCUCUGGCUCUCAGGGAUCUGUCAUAAUGAUAAAAUUGAAGUGAUGAGCUCCAAACUAGACAUAGACAACAUGGCCGGUGUGUUCUACAUGCUGCUGGUGGCCAUGGGCCUAAGUCUGCUGGUCUUCGCCUGGGAACACCUGGUUUACUGGAGGCUGCGGCACUGCAUGAACAAGAUGGGCCAGUCCGGCAAACUGGACUUCCUGCUUGCCUUCAGCAGGGGAAUGUAUAGCUGCUGCAGUUUUGAAGAUGAAACUGCACAAGGUGGGGUUAAAGUCACAGUUCCUGGCCACCAUCACACUGCCAUGAUUCCCGCUUCUUCCUCACAUGUGGUAACUUCAGCUGUAUCCAAUCCAGCCAUUGCCAUGGUGCAGCAGCAGCAGCCACAACAGCCUCAACCUCCUCAGUCUUACAAAACACCUCUUCCUGGUUCCCCUCCCACAAUUGUUCAUUCUGGAGCUGCCCUGGGUCCUGCAAAUACUCAACUUAUAGGAGCUCCGCUCCCAUGCACUACUUUCUUACCCCGGCCAGAUCGCAGACUGGCGGUUGUGGACCGCUGGAGACUACCCAAAACCGCUAGUGCCACCACCUCCAUGGGUGUGAGAGGAGCCCUAGCAGAAACAGGGCCUUUACCCCAAAAGGUGGCACCUACCUGGGCAAGUAGUGGAGGUACGGGUAGUGGUCUAGAUGGAUAUAAGCGCUACUAUGGACCUAUUGAUCCGGAGGGACUUGGGACAUGUCUGGAACAACAGACAGGUUCUCAAACUCCAAAAACUGUCCCCAGAGCCCACCAACAACCCCCACCAACUAGUGUGGCUUUCUAUCAGGAAAAGGGCAUGGACCAUGGCAUGGGGAAGAAGGUGGGAGUGGGUACUGGUGGAGGGGGUCAGGGUAGAGGGGUUAAAUCUCUGGGAACUCCAAGGCUUCCUCCUAAAAGCCAGGCCCCAGCCCCACUGACACCUAACCCCCCGCUGCAGCACCCCUCUCCCCCUCUCCCUUCAUCCUUCUGGAGGAAGCGGCGACCAAAAAAGCCCAAAGAACCUGGUGGCCCACUGUAUGAAAACAUCCUGCCACUGGGCCGGAGAGGUGGAGGCAGGGAAGCGAGUCGAAGACCGAGACCCUCUCCUCCUCUCCCCAUCCCCGUGCCAGUCACUCAUUCCCCAUCCUAUACUCCUCCAUCACCUUCUCCCUCACUCCCCUACACCUCCACAUCAUCCUCCUCAUCCACUACCAGCUCCUCAACCACAUCUUCAGCCACAUCCUCACGUUCCACCUCUCCUUCAUCCACUUCCACAGCAUCAUCUCGCAGCACCCGAGAUAGAGAGGGUGAGGAAGAGGACGAGGAGGAUUUGGAUGAGCUGACUGAAGAGUCUAGUCUUCUGCAGGGCCACAACAGAACCAGGGACAGAGAACGGUCUAUCCUUUCCCCUAGAUCUCUCACUCAUGGACCUCCUCCUCCUAUACCCCCACGCAAACCGUGGGGCACCUUUGGAGACAGGGAGCACAAGAAGGACAGAGAAAGAGAGAGGGGUGGCAGUCAGCUAGCACAGCUUCAGGAAUGGUGGGCAGGGUGGGCAGAGAGAGAGAGGGACAGAGAGAGGAGUAGUGGAGCCCAGGGAGACACAGAAAGGAAAAGAGAGAAGAAACGUAGGAAAGAGAGAGACAAAGACAAAAAGAAGAAGAAGAAGAAAAACAAAAAACGGAAAAAGAGGGAGGAGCGUGAAAGGGAAAGAGAAAGAGAAAGGAAGCGUCGCAAGGUGAAAAAGAAGAAAAAGAAGGCAAUGAAAACAAAAAAGAAGAAGAAAGUUUCUUCCAGUAAGCGGUCAGAGCCAGAGGAGGGUGAUGUUGAGGCAGAGAGAGAUGGAGAGGGGGAUGGGGAUAGAGAAGGAGAGUACUCAUCAUUUUCCAAUCAAUACCGCAGCGCAUUUGUUGACAAAGGCAGUCUUUCAGCUUGGGAGGGAGAGAGAGUACGAGGGAGGAGAGAUGGCGUUGAGGACGAGGGGGACGAUAGAGAGGACGAGAGUGGGGGAGGUAGAGGAAGGGAGAGAAGACCUAAAAGCUCCCAUUCACAACAUCAAACAUCCAGUAAACGCUAUCCCAACCUGAACAAACUCCCCUCUUCAGUCAAAUUCUGGGUCAGUGGAGGAGAAGCAGGUGGCACUGAGGCCUCCGGACCCUCCCCUCCCUCCUCCUUACAUACACUCCUCUCCUCAUCCAAGAGACGGAGGAGUAGUGGGGUAGAGAGAGAGGCAGAAGGGAGAGUAGGAGAGCGCAAGCCACUGCUUCUCCACUAUGAAAGGGGGCGAGUUAACACAAGAGAAGGACUGUCCCUCCAUGAGUGGGACUCUGAGGAUGAGGAAGAGGAAGGGGAAGAAGAAGAGACAGAAAGAGAACGAGAGAGGGAGAGAAUAGAGGAGAGAGUGCGGCGUGCAGGGAGAGGAGCAGUGUCUGAGUCAGAGAGGGACAGAAUAAGAGCAGAGGAAAGCUUUUCUGACGAGGGGUCCUCAGGAGAGUUUGGCCGUUUUGAGAGGUACUGGGAAGGAACUGGUGUAGGUGGAGCCAGUGGAAUUGGGGGUGGGGGCUGGUUUUUUGGAACAUACCCUGCUCGAGAGAAAGGUGGAAGUGUCAACAGUAGAGAUGACUCCAUUUUGGGUCGAGCUGAAGGGUGGGGUGUGGCAGGUGAUUUCUGGGGUUCAGGUCCAGGGAUUGGAUGGGGUUCUGGGGGAGGCAGUGGAGGGCUGGGUUCACAGUGGCCACCCCCUCCCACCUCCCUUCCACCACCGCGACGCUAUUGGUCAGUGGACAAACUACAGAUGAAGGGUGAGAAGCGUAGCCGCAGUGGGCCAAAGAGCAAAGGUCAGAGGUCCAGGGAUAGAAUGCAAGAUGCAGCAUCAUGUACGUGUACACAGUAUGGCCACGGUAGGCCCCACACACACCACAAACACAGCAGUGCUCAGUCCCACAGUCAAGAAGAUCUGCUUCCUCACUGCCACAGCUUCAGUGGAAGCUCUCGGCCCAAAGCACUCCCUAAUCCUGAUAAAUCCAAAUCCGGAAGCCAGUCCAACCUAAGCUCCCAGCAAACCCAGCUCUCAGAACACAUACCCCAGGCAUCACCAUCCUCACCUCAGCCACUCCUGCCCUCAUUAUCUGUUCCUUCUGCUCCCAACUCCCUACCCAUGCCCAUUCCUCCACCUCCAUCCUCUACAUCCAUGUCUCCUCCACCUGUGCUUUCCCCUGGGGCUGCUUCCGGCUCCUCCCAGGCAGCCACCGCCAGUGCUAAGCUUCAAUACCAGAGACUUCGGUCUGUGCCCCAGCCAAGACGAUUCUACUCCCCACACCUGCCGCUCAAAGCCAAGAGCUUAUGCUCACGCCGUGGUUCUGCCCAUUUCUCCAGCCUAGAGAGUGAAGUAUGACACGGGGCUUCGCUGCUGCGCGUGUGUGUGAGCUCUACUGUGAAGCGCAGCUGGAGUGUGAUGCACAUACAUGCGCCGCACCAAGACGAGGAAAACGUCCACGGCAGUGACCAGAGCAGCAAAGAAACAGCAGUCAAAGCAGGGAAAGGCUCAACAAAUUUUGCCGCGGUCACAAUGGAUACUCCAGCCGUGCUCCAUCUUCGGUCUGAGCUGAGUAUUAUGAUGUCCUCUGUGCUCCUCUCCUCCAAUGAGAACAGUGGAUAGCAAAUGUCUGGGAUCUUUCUGUGAGUAAUGAUGUCAUGUUUACACAUAUACACUCCCUCAAACAAGGAAAAGACAUUUUUGGAUCGUUCACAUACAACAUGUGACGACAGACAACAAAUACUGCUGUGGCUCAAACUGGCUUUUCAGUUUAUUUACAGAUGACUCAAAAUUAAUAUAUAUUCAAUCUUAAUGCAGUCUUGGAGAGCCUCAGAUGAUCAGCAUCAACCCACUGACUGAAAAAUUGUCUCCAUGGCAACCUGACGCUCAUAGAUACAGAAACACACUUUUUUUCUUUUCUUUUUUUUUCACACUUGCAAUUGCAACAGAGAUGUUAUGGCAUCAGUACCUGUUUGGCUUCUUCUUUUAAGGCCAUGCUGGAAAAAAAUAUUUAUUGAAAUUUGACCUCAAAGUGAACGAGAGUAAACUGUCACUCUUUCUGUAUUUCUGAUUCAAAGAUAAUCAGAAUCUUCAUGGAGCUAUUUCACUCAUCAGAACUUUUGUUGUCCUAUCAGAACUCCAAUGCCAUGGUGUCACUUUGACAUCAAAUAGGGAUGACUUUAUGUUCUAAAGAGACCGACUUCAAAAGAUAAACAAUAAGAACACGAACAAAAAUGUAGCAAUUUUUUUUUCUUUUAGGUUUCCCUUUCUUUUAUGCUGUUUAUUGCUCUCACUGUGGUCGUAUUUUAACAAAAGGUAAACCAGCUGUGUCUGAAGUUAAAUAGUGGGAUUAUAGAUGUGAAGACAAUUUUUAAUGAGUUAUUUCUUUUGAUAACAGAAUUUUCAAAUUGUCACAACUACAGUAGAUCCACGGCACUGCCCAAUGUGAUGGUCCUUUCUUUGCAUACAAGCAAUACUUGUCUUUCAUCAUAUGAUGAUGGGUUGCAAUAUUUAUGAUUGGCACUAGAUGGCUACAUAAUAUUAAAAACCGUAUGUUAACAAUUAUAAAUGGUGGACCAUUAGUGGAUCAUGCUUGUUUUGUUCCUUAAUCAUCACGCAUUAGGUUUCAAACAGACAGCUUGCUGUUUUUUACUGGGAUGGUUAAGGGCAAUGUUUAAAAAAGCUGAGGCUGUCGUUGUCACUGAUUGUGCAUUAUCAAGUCAAGCCUACUUCCAGUGCAGAGUUGCAUAUAAUAAAGCACAAGUUGCUGGCUCUUGUCAGUGCAAAUGUUAACAUAUGAUAAUGAAGAGUCAAGGACAAACAUUUCUUAUCGAUUUUUAACCAAAAGCAUCCUAGAACAUUUAUUUUUGGCUUGAGUAUUGAUGUCAAUCACACAGAGAUUCGGUUUCUGAAUACCUAUUUGACGUCAGGCACCGCUUAUUUGCCCGUGUUGUAGUUGAAUGUAGCUUUGACAUGAUUUAGCAAAAAAGUAGACAUGCGGUAGAUUUUGUAGCACUCUGGAUGCAGUUACUCAUCACAAGAAGAGACAAUUACACUUUUAUUCUGGGGGGCAUAGAGGGCUUGUACAUGUCGUCACAGAUCAACCGAUUUGAUUGCGCUUUAUUUGAUAUAAGUGAUGUUUGUCUCCCUUUCAUAUCUUGUUCAUUUAAACAAGACCCCCUGGGGAAGGUUUGUCAUCAAUUACAAUAAAAUGUAGGGCUUUUUCACAUUUUAAAGACCCACCUGUCAUCGCAUGAGUCAAGAAAUAACAAGCUCAGGUAUUGAAUUGCGUGUUGUGUAAACUGAAUCACACACAGCCACUUAAUCCCCUCGGUCAGCGUUUCUUCCAAUGCCGGGAAUACGGGUGCGUCAGCGGAAAGUCCACCGCACCCGGCAUGGAAGGGGGAGGGGGCAGGAAGAUGGAUGUAGAAUGAUUGAAUUAAUAUAGUGUGCCAUGAGCACACUUGAUCUGUCAUUGACCCUUACUGAGUCAGAAGGCGCUAACACAGAAUUCUGUGACUGCAUGUACAGAACAGACUUAUAAUUCCCAUGUAGCUUUUUCUUGAGAACAAAAAAGAAAUAUUAUCUCUAUAUACUAUGUUUUUGAGAAUGUAUCUUGUUAUACUGUGAAUUGACAUAGAUUUUAUUGACCAUUGUAUUCAGUUUUCAUCGCCAUCAUAUAAUUUAUCUAUACAAUAUAUAUAUAUAUGUACAAAUAAAUAUAUACAUAUAUAUAUACACACAGACAGGUAUAUAUAUAUAUAUAAUGAGUUAAGUUUGAUAUACUUGGAGGAAGUGGUAGUAAUAGUUUUAAAUGUUUUAGCUUUGUAGCAAUUCUAGACUCUGGAGACAUUUUUAAAUUUUGAUUCCUCCUAUAUGACUGUGAAAACAUUAGUGCCUGUGAAGAAGAAAAAAACAAACAAAUCUAAUAUCCUUUCAUCCAUCCUUCUGUCCAUCUUUUAUUAUUUAUAGCAGAUCUUCACAAUUACUCUAUACUACCUAACUAGCUUUCAUAUCAUUUGUGUUUUAGCCCUUUGCCCUCAUCGCUGUGUCUGUCCUUUUGAUAUUCUCCCAUUCCAACUGUCCAUCUAGCCAGUUAGUAGUCCAUCCAUCCAUCCAUCCAUCCAUCCAUUCAGCCACCCAUCAGUCCAUCAGUCUAAUAAUAACUUCUGAGUUCUUCUUAUUUUGUAGUUUUCUUAAUAUAUUUUUCCCACCACACCAUUGAUUAGGCAACUUAAACAAUGUGCCUCUGGCAUUUUCCUUUUUUAGAUAUUUUUAAUCUCUCUGUUUAUCCCUGUAUGUUCUCUCAGUUAGCAAAAAAACAAAACAAGGAAAAAAAAAAACAGAGACCAGUAGCUACUGUGUUCCUGCUCCUGUCAAUUGAUUAUUGAAGAUAAUGAUCAAUUAAAGUUAUGAUGUAAUUGAUAAAUGACUGAGUUGUACCUGAUGACCAUUACACUGUAGUGAGAGUCUGGGCUGUACUGUGCACAACUCACUGUUACUACUGUGCUGACUAGAUGCAUGAUGGGUAAUAUGUGUAACUGUAACAUAAUGUUGGCGUACUGACUUAUGUUGAUUAGGAGGUACCGAAGGCAAUAGAUAUGUCAUCCCAUCUCCAAACACACACUCACUAAAGGCUUCCCCUUGUCAGUUUAGACUUGUGAUCUGAUUGUGAAAUAGACACAGGACACAAAGGAUAUUGUUGGUAGAAUUGUCCAUGGUGGUCAAUAUUUGGCUGGGAAAUUGUGUUAAGGGCUGGUCAGCUGCUACUUUGGAUAGAUAGUGUGGCUGUUUAUUUGUAUGUCUGAGUAAGUUUGGAGUCAGGUUUUAAUACUUUUCUUCAGCAAGGAUGUAUUAAACUGAUCCAAAGUGGCAGUUAAGGCAUUUAUAAUGUUAGAAAAGAUCAUUUCAAAUAAAUAAUAUUCUUUUGAUGUUCAUCAAAUAAUCUUGAAAAAAAAAAAAAUAUAUAUAUAACGUUUUUCAUAGACAUAUUAUCAACAUUGAUAUUGAGAAGAAACGUUUCUUUAGCUCCAAAUCAGCAUAUUAGAAUGAUAUCUGAAUGGUCAUGUGACACUAAAGACUGCAGUAAGCUGCUGAAAAUUCAUCGGAUUUAAAAAAUAUACUGUAUAUAUAUAUAUUCAAAUGAAAUCUAAAUUUACAGACUCAAACUUUUGAUCGGUAUUGUAUUAAACAUUUGGGCUCAUUGAUUAAGCUUUCAGCUACCAAUAUAUUUUUAGAACUCUGUUUAAGUUCCAUUUUACACACUGUACUAUCACAUAUAAACCCUUUCUGCCGAUUUUCCCCAAUUAACAUUUAAAAGGCCUUCAGAUUCCAUCUGGACUUGCCAAGUGAGUGUCACAAUGAAUUUAGGCUCUGUACUUAGUGAGUGAACGAGGAAGAUAAAGAGACGUGCAGGUGCAGGUUUGCACUGCAUAUACAGUAGCUUUGUAGGCGUUUCAUUAUUUAUGUGGCGAUUGUACGUGAGAAAGAGUAUGUGCGCAUACAGCAUUUAUAUAUACACCAAUACAAAGUCUCUAUCUGUCUCCUUUUCCCUCUUUUUUCCCCAACUGUUUCCUCGCACUCGUCGGGCUGCUAUAAUGCAUAAUUCACUCACUCAGGACAGGCAUACAUACUCACAUUCCCUGCAGCUUCAAGGAUAGCACAAAUCCUGCAGGUGUUCUAGAACUUUCUCUGGCACUCUCUGUCCCUCAGGAGCUCGAGACUCAGAGUUGCUCCAGGUAGCUGUUGGCACCAUGAUGUGAGGCAUUACUUGACAGUCAGCUCGACGGAUAAAAGCGCAGCUCUUCCCUCUUGAUCACAGCUGAGCAGAGAUCAGUGUGUGUUUGUGUGAAAGCAGGUCAGCCCCUGUGAUAGACCACUACAUGUUUUACUUAGACUACCCUUAUUCCACAAGCUGCAGCUGAACACCAACAAUAAUGUCUGAGAUUCAAGGCUGGAAAUUAACUAUAUUUUUGCUUUGUCAUGCAAUUAAUUAGCUUCUAUAUAUAUUUGAACAGGGUCCUUCAUGUCACAUCACAAUCAUGUAAUCCCAUAUCCCAUUUAAAAUGCAGAAGGAAAAGGAGCAAAUACUGUAUUACUUUAGUCUUAACAGCUAGAAAUUAUGCUGUUUUAAGAUUUUAUUUUUGAGCAAAUCUUUUUUUAUUGACUUUUUUUUUUUUUUUACUUUCUCACUAUUUUAUUUUAAAUGAUUGAUGUGGCAUUGUGUAAACUGCACUGUCACUAAAGGCAGUGUGAGUGUGAAUGUGUGUGACGGGCAGCAGUUGAGGAUGUGUAUUGCCUUUGCACUGUACAGUCCAGACAGAAUUUAUCCACCAAUCAGAGUUUGUUUGGUUUUAACAUCAUGUCUUGGGAAGGGGUUUGAAGGGGUCAGUGCUAAGAAUUGCUUCAUAAAGAAUACUCUUUAAAA
Messenger RNA from Pimephales promelas (fathead minnow), 11190 nucleotides. RefSeq names its product glutamate receptor, ionotropic, N-methyl D-aspartate 2D, b (gene grin2db). Gene Ontology annotation, cellular component: membrane. The record is from RefSeq and is a predicted model, not a curated record. NCBI's taxonomy places the organism in Eukaryota, Metazoa, Chordata, Actinopteri, Cypriniformes, Leuciscidae. Gene Ontology annotation, biological process: monoatomic ion transport. Gene Ontology annotation, molecular function: signaling receptor activity; ligand-gated monoatomic ion channel activity.